This is a messenger RNA of Tetrahymena thermophila SB210, 591 nucleotides long. RefSeq lists its product as hypothetical. NCBI's taxonomy places the organism in Eukaryota, Ciliophora, Oligohymenophorea, Hymenostomatida, Tetrahymenidae. The transcript has a single exon. The record is from RefSeq and is a predicted model, not a curated record.
AUGAAUUAGAAGUUUUAUUUAGAAAGUGUUAAUUAUGGUGAAAUUCAGAAUAUUUACAAUACAUUUACAGAAUGUGUUGUCUGUGAAUAAGAUAAAUACUCUCUCGAUAUACAAUAAUGUUAUUCAUGUCUUUCUGGAGCAAAAUGCCAAAAUGGAAUUAUAUAUGUAAAUUAAGGAUUCUGGAGAAAAGAUGAAAGUAGUCCACUUGUUAUAGAAUGUGUAAAUAAGCCUUCAAACUGUAUUGGAAAUACUUAUGGCAAUUAAGUAUGCUUAGAAGGUUACAUAGGACCUCUAUGUGAAGAAUGUGAUGUAAAUACAAUUUUUUAAAUAUUACUUUAACAAUAAAUUUAAAAUUAAUAAGAUUCAUGGAAGCUAUUGGGGAGAGAGCUAUUCUAAAAUUGGAACUUAUUAAUGUGGGUAAUGUAAAGAAGUGAGUGCUUUAUUGUGGAAAGCAAUCUUAAUAGUAAUCUGGACUUUAUUUUCAAUUCGACUUGCCAUAAAAGGAGACUUAGAGGAAUAAACAAUAAAUGCUUUUUAAGUAGCUCUGAAAAGACACUUAUUAAAGAAUAAUCAAAGCACUUCCUUAAAUGA